GGAAGCGGAUGGAACUGAUCAAACAGAACGGAACGCGCGCGAGCUCUUUACCCAGGUUGGACGAAGUGGCCUGCAGCUGUCACGAGACACCGAAGGUCACUAGAUGCACUACUCAACCCCGCUGUGCUCAGGAAAGACGUGGAGCUAGCGAGGUGGCGGAAUGAAAAGCUAAUUAGCGAGAGGGAAGCUUAUUUGGUUUAUUCUCGGAUUUAAAUUCAUUCCUCGAACAGUAAUAGAAGCCACAUUGGCCUUUCUUUUACGCAGGGCUACCUGAUACGGUUAGCACAGGACAUGAGCUAUACGCUUUACGAUUUACGCUAUACGCUUCCCUUUACAUGAAAAAGCGAAACAUUUGGCCACUGUAUCCGGGAUGUCGACAACUGAAUCUCUAAAGCCGUGAAGUCCCCACUGCCUGGUCUGUAUUGUUAGUCUCUCCCUAAUUCCUCUCCAUAGGUCUGGCUUAUUUGGAUUCGUACUCCUUGCAUUCUGUGUCGCUCCUCUUCUGUAAAUCAGUUUCUAUUCGUGUUUUAUGACUCGUGUUUUCGGCGUUUAAGGAGGGAAGUUAUUCCUUUUAACGGCCCACGUAGGCGACCCUUGCCGAGGGUUACCGCCGCUGAAGUCUUCGUCAUGGUCGUGCAAGGUUCUGUCAUUCAGUGCUGCGGUGUCGAAUCGUUUCUGCUGUAAUGAUCAUGCCUAAUUUAAACUGGUUUCAGUGUGAAAGAGAAUCGGUUUGGUCUUUGUAAAAAAAACGGGUAACGUUACCCGCAUUCAGGGCACAGCUCCGGCGAAGGACAGGGUAAAAAUAGACGCGAAGAGCCCUUGAGUGUUAAUGUCGACCGACGUUGCAUCUAUACGGCUGCCCGGUAAACGGGGGAUCACGGACUGUGAAAGAGACAUUGAUACUGCAGGCGAACAGAACUCUGUGUCGUCUGGAGCUGUUCGGGGGAUGAAGCGAGGAGAUCCAGAGCCAGACACAAAUACACCGGCCACUUUGAUCGACUUGGCCGGAGCAGAAUGCAAGCGACCACGGAUAGAUGGUGUCGGAGAGACCAGCCCGGUGCUCAGCCAGGAUUUUACAGGUGUACAGGAAAACCAGGUGGCACCACCCUACACCUUUAGCCCUCCCCCCUCCCAGAAUGGUGCUGUGUUGAUGUCAGGGGCAGGGGAGUUUGGAUUGCCAUCAGGCGUAGAGGUUGCUUCAGCCCCAAAGACAUCAACUAAUGGUCCUACAACACUCACCAACACACCUCAGUCUAAUGGCUCAACUCAGGCAGAAAGUGGACCUCAGUGCAGUAGGAGCGCAUGUGGAGUGACAAGUGUUGCUAGCAGUGAAGGGGUGGAGUCAAAAUGCACGCCAAAGCGACUACACGUGUCAAAUAUCCCCUUCCGUUUCCGCGAUCCCGAUCUGCGACAGAUGUUUGGGCACUUUGGGAAGAUUUUGGAUGUAGAGAUCAUUUUCAAUGAGAGGGGUUCCAAGGGUUUUGGGUUUGUGACAUUUGAGUCAAGUGUGGAUGCAGAAAAAGCUCGAGAACGCUUGCAUGGAACUUUGGUGGAGGGGCGGAAAAUUGAGGUGAAUAAUGCUACAGCCAGAGUGAUGACCAAUAAGAAGUUGGUCAGUCCAUACCCCAAUGGAGACACACUCAACCCCCUGCCCUAUGCAGGGUGGAAACUAAGUCCUGUGGUGGGCGCCAUGUAUGCCCCAGACCUCUACACAGUUCCAGGGUUUCCGUACACAACGGCGGCGGCAGCAGUGUUCCGGGGUGCACAGCUGAGAGGGCGUGGCCGACCACUAUACGGCACUGUCAGAGCUGCACUUCCAGCAUAUCCUGGUGUGAUAUAUCAGGAUGGCUUCUAUGGAGCUGCAGAUUUAUAUGGUGGUUAUUCUGCAUACCGCUAUGCUCAGCCAACUGCAGUAACUGGAGCCACAGCAGCUGCCUACAGUGACAGUUACAGCCGAGUGUAUGCUACAGACCCCUACCACACCCUCACACCUGCUACUGCACCUGCCUAUGGAGUAGGAGCUAUGGCUAACCUGUACAGGGGUGGUUACCGAUUUACCCCAUACUGACUGCAGCUGUUCUGACUCCAUAGCUGGAUUUACCCCACACUAACUGCAGCUGUUCUGACUCCAUAUCUGGAUUUAACCCACAGUGACUGCAGCUAUUCAACAUUGGAAACAGAAAAAUUACUCUCUUUCUAGGCUAACCUGUACAGGGGUGGUUACCGAUUUACCCCAUACUGACUGCAGCUGUUCUGACUCCAUAUCUGAAUUUACUCCACACUAACUGCAGCUGUUCUGACUCCAUAUUUGGAUUUAACCCACAGUGACUGCAGCUGUUCUGACUCCAUAGCUGGAUUUACCCCACACUAACUGCAGCUGUUCUGACUCCAUAGCUGGAUUUACCCCACACUAACUGCAGCUGUUCUGACUCCAUAUCUGGAUUUAACCCACACUGACUGCAGCUAUUCAACAUUGGUAACAGAAAAAUGUUUUUAUCUGUGGUCCAUUAAACCAUCUAUUGCACAACUAGUUUCACUGUUACCAUGGAAACAAAACCCUAGAUUAGAUGGUUUUGAACUUUUAGGGGAAGAAUGAAAAAAACAAACAACAGCUGAGAGUCUAACAGGAGGAAGUACUGAAAUACAGAAGAACCUUUUGGGGGUAACAUUUCUUUUGGGAGUAACAUUUUGUUGUUUGAAGUUUUACCCUGCGGAAUUUAAUGAGCGAUUAAGACUUUUUACAUUUUACCUUUAGAAAACACACACACACACACACACACACACACACACACACACGCACACACAGACUAAGCUAAAAUGUACACAAAUACUAAACCAAAAGACUCAUGUUUUAGCUUAGUAAACAAACACAAACAUCAAAUAAACACUAAACACAGACUACUUGCUCAGUCCUAUAAAAACUCUUUUACUGCUAGUGUAGUGUUAGAGUUAGCUAAGGUUAGGGAUAGGGAUAACUAGGUCUGGGGUUAGCUAAGGUUAGGGAUAGGGAUAGCUAGGUCUGGGGUUAGCUAAGGUUAGGGAUAGGGAUAACUAGGUCUGGGGUUAGCUAAGGUUAGGGACAGUGUAAAUGCACCCAGCUACACUUCCUAACUGCUGCACUACAUUCUUACAGUGGCCUGUAGGUCCUGUUGAUGGGUUCUGUCUGGCUGUGUGAUGGUAGUUUUGCCUUUGUUGAGAACUCUGUUUAGUCCAGUAAGCAUGUGUUCCACUGACAAGUACCCCCCACCACUUUUACACACACUAAGAUAGAAUAAUCACAUACACACAUAAGUACAUAAAUGUACAAACAUGCUUACAAAUAGUCUAUUGCCAGUCUGCUGCUGUGCAGUUUGUUACCAUCCUUUAGGACUUCAUCAGUGGUCAGACUCAUCCCACUCUCAACCCAGCAUUGACACUGACAACCAUACACCUACCCUAACUACAACCAUACAACUACCCUACAACUACCCCAACUACAGCCAUACAACUACCCUAACCACAACCAUACAACUACCCCAACUACAACCGUACAACUACCCUAACUACAGUCAUCCAAUUACCCUACCUACAACCAUAAAAUUACCCUAAAUACAACCAUACAACUACCCUAACCCUAACUGUAUUUUAAAUUAUUUUCAGUCAAAAGUGGUUCUGAAGUCAGAAAUCUGCCGGUGUUAAACAGGAGAGUGAGUGUGACUGCACAUCAAAAGAGAUAGUCAUUAUUUAUAUCAUUUACAUAUAUAUGUACUUUAUUUACAUCAUUUACAUGUAUAUGUACAAUAUUUAAAUACACAUAUAUAUUUGCACAAUUGAGACUAAAACCUUCAAAAUGGACACUAGGCAAAAUCCAAAAGGAAAAAUUCAAGAGAAAAUAUAGUACAGCUUUACAGUAAAAUACAGUAAGGCUCCACUUUAGUGGAUUUAUGACUAGUUGGUCAUAAACACAUUAUAAUGAAUAAUAAGAAGAUAUAAGACAUAAAUAAAAGGGCAACAGUUACCUGUUGCUUGCCGAAUAUUGAGCCCACAUUCAACAGAUCACUUGUCGUUUUCAUUAAUGUGUUGUAACUGCUUAUUAAUAAUGAUCAGGGUGUUUGACAAACUAAUUUUAAAUCAUUUAUAAAAUUAAUUAUAAAGUAUUACUGUAAAGUGAUAUUAAACAUUAAACAUGAAUGGAAAAAAAACAACAUUGUUAUUUUAAUUCUUCAACCUCACAAUGCUUUAGAAAAUGUCACUUGUAUUGUAAUAUAAUGAUGUAUGUGAUGUAUGUGAUUAUGUAAUUCCUCUUAUUACUAUUAUCAUUGUUGUGGUAAUAUACAUAUGAGUCUUCAUUAUUUUUGUUUCUGGUUUUAAGUAUGAAUAUUGUUCAAAGUUAUUUUUUA
This is a messenger RNA of Electrophorus electricus (electric eel), 4379 nucleotides long. Its product is annotated as RNA binding protein fox-1 homolog 3-like. Lineage: Eukaryota; Metazoa; Chordata; Actinopteri; Gymnotiformes; Gymnotidae. Gene Ontology annotation, biological process: regulation of alternative mRNA splicing, via spliceosome; nervous system development. The record is from RefSeq and is a predicted model, not a curated record. Gene Ontology annotation, cellular component: cytoplasm; nucleus. Gene Ontology annotation, molecular function: mRNA binding.